Molecule: messenger RNA, 1577 nt
Organism: Labrus bergylta (ballan wrasse)
Lineage: Eukaryota; Metazoa; Chordata; Actinopteri; Labriformes; Labridae
Gene: th2
Product: tyrosine hydroxylase 2
Biological process (GO): dopamine biosynthetic process from tyrosine
Cellular component (GO): axon; cytoplasm; perikaryon
Molecular function (GO): iron ion binding; tyrosine 3-monooxygenase activity
Source: RefSeq, a predicted model, not a curated record
AUAACCCCCCUUUAUCCCCCCCUCCAGCCUAAAGCUCUUUGCACUCAUGAAGACCGACAGCUCGGUGCAGGCGGCUCCGUUCAGCGGGAGGAAGCAGAGUCUGAUCGAGGAUGCUCGGCGGGAGCGCAGCAGCGGCUCCCCGGGCUCUCCGGGGCCCGACCGGUACGGAGACGGCUUCGUUUUCGAGGAGAAGCCGGGCAGGGUCACCGUCAACGUCCUGUUCACCCUCAGCAAUGAGAAAAACUCAGGAUUCUUCAAGACCGGGAAAAUAUUCGAGACAUUUGAAGCUAAACUUCUCCACAUCGAGAGUCGACCGGGGAAGAAGUCAAAGAACAGCACGACGGACCUGGAGUUCUUCAUGAAGUGUGAAGUUCACAGCUCGGACCUCGACGUCUUCAUCAACUCACUGCAGAGAGUGGCUGAGGACGUUCGCUCCAUUCCCGACGAGAAAGUUCCCUGGUUCCCCCAACAGAUAAAAGACCUCGACAGAUGCAACUUGUUAAUAACCAAAUUUGAUCCGGACAUGGACGAAGAGCAUCCGGGAUACAGCGACCCAGAAUACAGAAAAAGACGAGCUUUCAUCUCCGAGCUUGCCUUCACAUACAAACAGGGGGACCCUUUGCCCACUGUGGAGUACACAGCAGAGGAAAUAUCCACAUGGAGGGAGGUGUACCGACAGCUGAGGAGUAUUUACCCCGGUCUGGCCUGCAGGCAGUUUCUGGACGGUCUGCAGCAGCUGGAGAAGGAGUGUGGCUACGGGGAGGACCGCAUCCCUCAGCUCAGGGAGGUUUCUGCAUUCCUGAAAGAGAAAACGGGUUUCCAGCUGCGUCCAGUCGCCGGCCUCCUGUCAGCCAGAGACUUCCUCUACAGUUUGGCCUUCAGGGUGUUCCAGUGCACGCAGUACAUCCGUCACGCCUCUGCGCCCAUGCACUCUCCUGAGCCAGACUGCUGUCACGAGCUGCUCGGACAUAUUCCCAUGCUGGCAGACAAAGAAUUCGCACAGUUUUCCCAGGAGAUUGGACUCGCCUCUCUUGGAGCGUCAGAUGAAGACAUUGAGAAACUGUCAACAUUGUAUUGGUUCACUGUGGAGUUCGGCCUCUGCAAGCAGAAUGGAGCGGUGAAAGCGUACGGCGCUGGACUCCUGUCGUCUUAUGGAGAGCUCGUUUACGCUCUGUCCAAUGAGCCCGAGUAUAAACCGUUUAACCCCGAGGAGACGGCGGUGCAGCCGUACCAGGACCAGACCUACCAGCCCGUUUACUUUGUGUCCGAGAGCUUCGAGGACGCAAAGGCUAAGAUGAGGAGGUACUCCGCAACGAUCAAGCGCCCCUUCACAGUUCGCUACGACCCCUUCACCUGCAGCGUGGAGGUCCUGGAUCAGCCCGGCAAGAUCCAGAACGCUCUGAGCCAGAUGAGGGAAGACCUGAAGACCCUGCACAGCGCCUUGGAGAAGCUGAGUCUAUCCUAAGACCAGGAAAUGUUCCCUGCAGAGAUGAGAGAGUCACACAUACAGACGGAGAAAACUGGAUAAAGAUGGACAUUUGGCCAGUGCAAACUGUACAUGAGAUUACAAACGACAU